Molecule: messenger RNA, 2791 nt
Organism: Amoebophrya sp. A25
Lineage: Eukaryota; Dinophyceae; Syndiniales; Amoebophryaceae
Source: the annotation of a GenBank genome assembly
AGUCGAUUUCGGGUUGAAAUUUAGAAAUUAUACUUUUGAUAAAGUACAACCACGUCUUACUUUUGGCAGUUUCAUUCUGUUCCACUUAUCUUUUUUGGAUGACCUUCAUUUUUAGUCACUACGAAAAUUUUUUUUUGGUGAGUUGUUGUUAGUAUAAGGUAGUUGGGCUUAUAAGGUAGUGACGAAAUAUUAUGGUGUCGGAAAAAUGGUCCAGGUUUUCGCUUUCAGCGUUGAGAACAUGGUCCCGUGUGGGCUCUCCCACUAAGCUUCACAGUGCGUAAACGCGGCAGGCAGUGUACGUGCGUCACCGCGGUUGAAGAACUUUUCAGUGGGACCCCAGAGAAAGCGCGUCAGUGUUAUCCAUCGAGAACGAGGACGAAUCUUAGACCAGUCUUUGUGGCGGCAAAAGCAGCAAGCAAGUUUGCGAUUUUGUAUGAUACGUUGGAAUAAGACAAAACUGAUCCAACCGAGAACAAAUUCAUGUCUCAAGCAGUGGCUAUAAUCGGCGGCUGUUUAUACGACGAGAAGCGCAUUUUUUGAAAGGGUUUGCUACGUAGGCGAGGCGAGUGGGUGUGCUGUAAUAAGGAAGUUGAACGACGUGGUAGUAGCAAUUCGACUGUUCGUAACACUCUCCAUCUGAUUCAUUACUUCUACAACGGUCUUGCUUAUCUUAGCACUGGAGGUUGGGAAAAUGGCGUCGAGUUCUUCGGUUCAGAACUUAUCGCGGAUCCCCAUCUCCCCGAUGGACACGAUCAGUGCGAUCCGCUUUCACGAGGAGGUUGGGAAUCCGCAUUUCGCAGUCAUGAGUUGGGACUGUAAGGGCUACCUCUACAGAGCCGAUGAUGGAAGCCUUUUGCAAAAAUUUCCUUCAAAUUUCCCGCUCACAGACUGCGCAUGGAUGGAUAGCACAAGACUGUGUGCAACAAGUCUCGAUGCCAGGAUAACGAUUAUUGACACAAGAACAAAUCAGGCGGUGGCACAGGUACUACGCCAAUUUCACAUUCAUUUGGCGACAGAGGAUGUUAUUAGACAGGAAGAAGAUAUUCUAGGUGAUGCAGAAUCUACUGUGAGAUCACAGAUAUUGUACGAGACGUGGCAUUCAUAAGUUUUGCACUGGCUGUUUGAGAAUCCUGUCUACAGUUAGAGACGCCUUAUGUUCAAAUAUCAGGCUGAUCGCGCGCAUGAGUCGACAAUACGGAGAGUCGUAAAGCUGGACUCGACAACAAUAAUAACUGGUGGCUGGGAUAAAAAAGUGAAAAUGUGGGAUACGAGAACGAUGAAAAACGUAGCCACUGGAAACGUCAAUGCAAAGGUACCAUCCGUUAUUCAGGCGUGUCCGUUUUUGGCGAUUCUUUGAAUUUGAGUUUCGCACAAGAGUGCUGCUGCGUUGUGCUUGGCAUCUUAAUUAAGAGUGUGCGCUAUCGAUUGCGGCCAGGGCUCGCGGAGUUCUGGCGCUGCCCAAGGAGGUGUUAUGAUAUGGAUCUUUCUGUCAUAACAGGUUUUCUGUAUGGACGUGACGCACGCGGACCGAAGCUCACCUAAGCUUGUCGUUGGUGGAUCCGACAAGCACAUACACAUAUUUGACUAUGGCAAUGGAAUCACAAAGCUUGAAGAACGAGAGUCAGCUCUCAAAUAUCAGUUGCGGUCCAUAGCCUGUAUGCCUGAUGGACAGGGCUUUGUCCAAGGAAGCGUAGAGGGCCGGGCAAGCUGGGAGUACUUACUAUGAUUUAAAUUGACUUUUUGCGAUUAUCGAUCUGAGUUCUGCUGUUGAUUAUAAGACUACGGUAGUUUAUAAUGAAAUUUGGUUGCAGCAAUGAUGAGAAUUUUGAAGUUCCGGACCGCGUCUUGGCGCAAUGGCGGUAACAAACACGAAAAGAGAUUUACCUGAAAUGCUUCUUACUCACAAGAUGUCCACAAGCUCAUACUUCCUCGAGAAAUCAUGAUCAUAAAUCUACUCAGUUAUUAGUCGCUGCCUCCCGACUAAAAGAUCCUCGAUAUGAUGAAAAUUACAUUGACCGGACUGGCAUAGGCAUGUGCUAGGUGGCGGCAUCAAACAUUCGAAAAGAGAUUUACCUGAAAACCGUCGGGGUGCCGGAACUCAUGCUCAAUUCUUGAUGAACGUUUCUAGAGAAGCGGGAUGAUCACAGAUUGGUCAUUUCUGUAUACUAAUAUCACACAGAAUUUUCAGGACACUCAAUUCCUCUGGAAAAAAAUGAAAAUCGACUCCACAAUUACUAGCUAUUUCGCUGAGGAUAUGCAGAAGGGUAAGUUCGCUUUCAAGUGUCAUCGAGAGCCCGGCGCUAACGGUAUGGAGCAGAUACAUCCAGUGCACGAUAUCGCGUUUCAUCCGAUCCAUCAUACUUUCGCAACUGUGGGCGGUGAUGGUACUUUGUGCAUGUGGGAUGGCACCUGUAAGAAGAGAAUAUGGAAGACAUCGAAGUUCGAUGAUGAAAUCACUAGUUUAUCCUUCAGUGCGGACGGUCGGUACCUUGCCAUGGCGGUUGGGUCGCACGAAGCUAACGGUCCUAAGGAGGUAUGGAUCAAAUUUUUGCAGGAUUCAGAAGUCAUGCAACGCGGAAGUCAGAAGACAAGAUGAUCUGCCUUCAUAAGAUGAAGAUGAUCCCCUGGAUUUUUAUGCGCACCCAUUUACUCACUUUGAACUCUUAGCGUACACUGCUCAGAGUGUCCUCCCAGGACAUUGGAUCCCCUUCCUACACAUCCCUAACCUUCACUCGUGUGGAAUAAAAGCAAGCUAAGCUUCUAUGCUUUGAAUCUGAUAGCGAUCGCAGGC